Parnassius mnemosyne (clouded apollo) is the source of this 222-nucleotide messenger RNA. The record is from the annotation of a GenBank genome assembly. NCBI's taxonomy places the organism in Eukaryota, Metazoa, Arthropoda, Insecta, Lepidoptera, Papilionidae.
AUGCUGUGCUGGCUACGUAUGGUGAGUGAAGAGAACCGGAUACUGGUACAAGAUAUCACAUUAGCACUAUUUACGCGAAACAACGCACUACAUCUUAGACCAGAGUUCCGUGUUGAUUUUGUACACGCGUGCGCGAGCGACAGCUCAAUCGUAUUGUUAUUACUUGUGAUUACGUGUUGGUAUUAUUCUUGUUGUUACGUUUUUUGUUUUAAUAAUGCUUAA